AUGCCGUCCACGUGGACAUUGCUCCGGAGAGAGUGGCAGCUAUGCAUCUUCUCGGCAUCCUGGUUUGUGUCUUCCUGGUGUUCUCGCCUCGGGUUCGUCAUGUGUGCGCCGAUUUCACGCUCACCGUGUUGCACACGAAUGACGUGCACUCGCACAUUGACGAGAGCAGCAAGUACGGCGGCUCUGCACCGAAAACCGGGAACAGUGUGUCGGCGGCAUCGCCAGGAUAGUCACCAAAGUAAAAGAGCUGAAGAAAACCUAUCCGAACACAAUAUUUGUGAACGCCGGCGACUUCUUCCAAGGAACAGCUUGGUACACCGUCCUGAAAUCGGCACUUGUGUCCGAAGUGAUGGUCGAAAUGGGCUACGACUACGCGUGCCUCGGGAACCAUGAGUUCGACAAUGGGCCCAAAGGACUGGCCCCGUUCCUCGAGAAGGUCUCCCGUUCGACUCUCAAGAUAGUCAGCUGCAACACCGACUUCUCUCGCUCCAGCAGUCUGCGCCACAUCGACGUGCCAAAGUCGAUCAUGGCGAGGAUGCAGGAUACCAGGAUUGGAAUAAUCGGCGCCGUCACUCAGGACACCUGGACAGUUAAAUUCCUCGACGUGGCUAACUCGGUACAGAGGGAAGCGAUGGUGCUGAAGAAGAUGGGCGCGAAAAUUGUAAUAGCGAUCACGCAUAUAGGCUACAUGCAGGACAUUGAAUUGAUGCGGAGCAUCACCGACGUGGACUUGGUCAUCGGCGGACACACGAAUACCUUCCUCUACAAUGGAACUGAUCACCCACCCGAAAACGUGCCCGCUGGUCCUUACCCAACGACAGUGAAGAUGAGAGAUGGCACCACUGGUCUCGUCGCCCAAGCAUUCUGGUUCGGCAAAUACCUCGGUUUCCUCAGGGUCACCUUCGACGACAACGGAAGAGUCAAGUCCUGGUCGGGAAAUCCGAUUCUGAUAAAUUCGUCAAUACCAGAAGACCCUCACAUACUGACAGUGAUCGAGCCGCACCGCGAGACGGUGUACCAAGCAAUGCGUGUUCGCGUGGGCAGCUCGAGAGUGUCCCUGGAGCACGCUGAGGACGUGUGCCGGCUGCGUGAGUGCAACCUGGGCAACCUGGCAGCCGACGCGUACUUCCACUACUAUUCCAACAGGAAGCCGCGCUCGCGCGACAUGUGGUCGAACGUGAAUGCGGCUAUCGUGAACGGCGGUAGCCUGCGCGCACCAAUCCCCAGAACAGCGAGCGUUACGAUGGGAGAUGUCUUGUCGGCGGUACCUUUCGGCCAGACAAUCGUCGUUGCCACUAUGAAUGGAAAGAGCCUCAAGAGGAUGAUGGAGUUGUCGGUGGCGUCAUACAACGUUUCUUCACCCGCGGGUUCCUUUCUUCACGUGUCGGGUAUGAAAGUUGUAUUCGAUAUGACACGACCGGCCAACCAACGGCUUGUCCGGCUAGAGAUCCUUUGUACCAGAUGCCACGUUCCCGUAUACGAAGACGUACGGGAUGACACCGUGUACAGCGUCGCCACGACCGAUUUCUUGGCCAAAGGUGGAGAUGGCUUUGACGUGUGCGCCAGUGUCAGCGAAGGAGGUCCGGUUGAGUACGAGCUCCUGGUCGAGUACAUCAAGCAGAUGUCUCCAAUCAAGGCCGCAAUUGAAGGUCGAGUCGUGCUUCAAGGAAUAACGACCAGGGCAGUUGUGGAAACGGAACCGACGAAUGAAAAUUAGGAAUAUAUUUGUAAAGCAGAUUCAGUU
Molecule: messenger RNA, 1744 nt
Organism: Rhipicephalus sanguineus (brown dog tick)
Lineage: Eukaryota; Metazoa; Arthropoda; Arachnida; Ixodida; Ixodidae
Product: protein 5NUC-like
Exons: 9
Coding region: 350-1717 (455 amino acids)
Biological process (GO): AMP catabolic process
Cellular component (GO): plasma membrane
Molecular function (GO): metal ion binding; 5'-nucleotidase activity; nucleotide binding
Source: RefSeq, a predicted model, not a curated record